Perca fluviatilis (European perch) is the source of this 1549-nucleotide messenger RNA. RefSeq names its product beta-galactoside alpha-2,6-sialyltransferase 2-like. NCBI's taxonomy places the organism in Eukaryota, Metazoa, Chordata, Actinopteri, Perciformes, Percidae. Gene Ontology annotation, molecular function: sialyltransferase activity. The record is from RefSeq and is a predicted model, not a curated record. The transcript has 8 exons. The coding region runs from base 246 to 1442 and encodes 398 amino acids.
GCGGGACUUCCGCUCUUUUCCGGACGGUGCUUUCGAAUCAAAAUGGCGCGACGACUGCCUAGCGCGAGGGUGUCCGGCUCUAACGGUCGGUGUGUGGGAGCAUUACGGUGUUUGUCGCUAGUUUCUGUAGUUUAUGGAGCUUCUGUAGCAUUUUUAUUGUCGUAUCAAGUUGGAUUUAAAGAAAACCACGAAGAAGGAGCCGUUAAACAGCCCGAGGAGCGGACAUCAGGACCAACGGCUGCAGUAUGAAGCCGAACAGGAAGUGGCUUUUGCUGUUGCUACUAUCUUGGCUCCUCCUCUUCCUGUCGCUGUUCUGUCACAUCCUGGACCCCAGAUCUGCCGCCGAGGCCGGACUCGCCAGAACCAAAACCCUCCGCAUGCUGUCUGCUCUGAACCGCAGGAUGCUGAGACCCAGUGGCGUCCCGGAGACGGACCAGAGAGAGAGGACCUACUACAGGUCCAGGUCUGAGGAGAUCCUGCAGGGCCUGUGGAGCGGGAACCUGAGCGCUGCGAUGCUGAGUCCUCGUCUCCAGAAGGUGCUGAAGCUGCAGCUGCGCUCCCUGCGGCACCGCGUGGCGCCCAGGCGGCCAAUCGGGCGCCGGCGCUCGGCCCCCCAGCUGUACUGCGACCUGAAGCGGACCGCCAGGGUCCAGACCGUGGACGGCACCGAGGAACCCUUCCUCAGUCUGGGCUGGGCCGCCCUCAUGCCUUCACAGGGUCUCCAGGCGUCUGAGUUCCAGCGCUGCGCUGUGGUGAUGUCAUCCGCCGCCGUCCUCAACUCGGGGCUGGGAGCCGAGAUCGAUUCCCAUGAUGCAGUUCUUCGCUUCAACGCGGCUCCGACCCUCGGCUUCGAGAGAGACGUGGGCAGCAAGACCACGAUCCGCAUCAUCAACUCCCAGAUCGUGGCUCGGCCCGAACACGCGUUCAACAGCAGCUCGUUGUAUCGUAACGUUACUCUGCUCGUCUGGGACCCGGCUCGGUACUCCGCCAACCUCACCGAGUGGUUCAGGCAGCCGGACUUUGAUCUGUUUUCGGGAUACGUGGAGCAGCGGCUUCGUUGCCCCGAGCAACCGUUCUACAUCCUGCACCCACAAUUCCUCUGGGCUCUGUGGGACCGUAUCCAGGACAACACGGAGGAGAGGAUCCAGCCCAACCCACCGUCCUCUGGCUUCACAGGUAUCGUGUUGAUGAUGUCACUGUGCCGCGAGGUCAGCGUGUACGAGUUCCUGCCGUCCGUGCGUCGGACCGACCGCUGUCACUACUACGAGUACUACCAGGACGCGGCGUGCACGCUGGGCGCGUACCACCCGCUGCUGUACGAGAAGCUGCUGAUCCAGAGGAUCAACGUGGGGGGGCGAGAUCAGCUGACCGCCAAGGGGAAGGUCACGCUCAGCGGCUUCAGGACGCUCAGCUGUCCCGACACCUCAGAGUUUAAAGGGUAAUUUACAGAUUCUCUUCAACCUGGAGGUCAUGUUUUGUCAUGUUUUUGGGUCAGUUAGAGUCCUCUAAAAGUUGUGUUGUUGCCGCUGACAGACUCAGGUUAUUAUUC